AUGUCAGGCCGACAAAUCUCCUAUGGCCGCGGAGGCGCAGGCAACAUAACCCGCCAACAAAGCGCACCCUCGCCACGAGAUCUCUUCACUCCAACCAUCAAGCAAGAAGUCUUUACAACCGGGCGCGGCGGCUCAGGAAAUAUGAUGCACAACGAUCCCGACCGGCCCGAGAUUGCGCGCGAAAGCCAAGACGUCGAGUCGCCGCCGUUGCGAGCGCAGCAACUUCCCCACCACACUGGACGAGGCGGCGCUGCGAAUGCCUACAUCCCCACGCCCGAGGAAGAGGAGCACGAGAAGAAGAUCCAUGAGCAGGAAACUGAGCUCAUGCGUGUGCGCACCCAGUCCAAGGAUCGUGUUCGGGAGCUUGAGCAUGAGAGGCAGGAUCUGCGGAAGAAGUCGCAGUCGCCUUCUUCUGGAGCUGGAUCUGCUGUUUAA
Messenger RNA from Penicillium nucicola, 435 nucleotides. Its product is annotated as DUF3602 domain-containing protein. The coding region runs from base 1 to 435 and encodes 144 amino acids. The record is from RefSeq and is a predicted model, not a curated record. Lineage: Eukaryota; Fungi; Ascomycota; Eurotiomycetes; Eurotiales; Aspergillaceae. The transcript has 3 exons.